AUGAUUUCAUUCACCAGAAAGAUCAGUAUAUCUGCUCUCAGAUAUAAAGACUUAUCAAAGAUCGUUAACGUAAAUGGGAAGAUUACAGAGUUGAAAGGAACACCUAAUCUAUACAACCCCAAGUCUUCAGCAUCAAAUUAUCGUGGUGUUCUACGGGCUAAAAUUGAUCCUGGCACCUAUUAUUAUCCCUCACAAUCAUCUAGUACAGGAUCUAUUAAUAGUGAGACCUUUCCAAGUGCUUUCCUCCCCAAAGACGAUCCAAGAAAACAAAUCUUGACGGAUCUUAGGGCCAAUGACAAGGUUCAGUCACAGCUGGCACCGGAGUUGCACAAUAAAGGUGAGAAAACGUAUCAUCUAGAGCCAAAAGACAUUACCGAAAUCAUUGCUCUGAGGAAACAAGAUCCAGAGAAGUAUACAAGGAAGGUCUUGGCAAAAAAGUACGGUGUAUCUCCCCUUUUCAUUUCUUUGGUAUCUUCUGCUUCUGAAGAGAGAAAAAAUGAGAUGUCAAGGAGGUUGAACGAAAUUCAACAGCGGUGGCAUGCAAAGAGGAAAGUCGCCAGGGAAGAUAGGAAAAAGAGAAAAGAGCUGUGGUACAGAGCGUGA
This is a messenger RNA of Lachancea fermentati, 603 nucleotides long. Lineage: Eukaryota; Fungi; Ascomycota; Saccharomycetes; Saccharomycetales; Saccharomycetaceae. The record is from the annotation of a GenBank genome assembly.